Messenger RNA from Megalopta genalis, 955 nucleotides. Lineage: Eukaryota; Metazoa; Arthropoda; Insecta; Hymenoptera; Halictidae. The record is from RefSeq and is a predicted model, not a curated record.
UUUGUCAUAUAUUUAUUGAAAAACAUUUUAAUAAUUAUUAUUUUAAAUAAAUAAAAUUAUACAAAAGAAUUAGCUAAGCAAUGGCAUGUUAAUGUAUACAAUUCAUUUAUAUAUUACAUAGAAUCACCUGCUAUUCGUACUGUAUCAAAUGGAUCUUCAAUAUACUCUGUGAUGUAUGCUGGGUCUGGUAACAAAAUAACAAUAAAACGGAAAGCAGCUGCUACGGAAGAUACAGAAGUAGGACAACAGGAUAUGGAUGGAAAUCAACACAGCUCUGUAGGAGGGGUAAAAUGUAUUCCAUCUUCCCACCUUAAAUAUGGGACCCCUUCUCAGAAAAAAUCUUCAAAGGGCAGCAAAUCAUCUGGUUUUAAGAAACCAAGGUCGAGUUCUGCUCGAAGUAAGAGAAAAGGGUGUAGAUGCGGCAAUGCUACAGCAAUACCUGGAAAACUAACUUGUUGUGGUCAACGAUGUCCCUGUUAUGUCGAAAGCAAGCCUUGCGUGGAGUGUAGAUGCAGAGGUUGUAGAAAUCCUCACACAGCAGAUGGUUUAAAGAUUCGGCCACAUAUACCUGAGUUACACAAUUUACAGUUACAACUAUCAGCUCCUUUGGACUGCGAUACAUUAAAUUCAGAUCCAUUAGGAUCAGUACCACAAUGCCUUUCAACUUCUCCAACAACAAUUCAAGUAUUAAAUGUUUAUUCAACUCCGAGAUUAGAUAUCGAUAAUGUACCACAAAAUCUACCUGCCGCCUUGUUAGUAGGAGAAGAUGCUAUGAUUAGUACUGAAAGUGAAGCUGAAGACAGUGAUAUACAAAUUGAUGUGUGACAAUUCAAAUGACAUUGUCAAAUGUCAUGUUUAAUAUAAGAAUAAUCUAUCAACUAUUGAGAUAAAAAGUUAUGGUUUUUAAUCUAUAAUUAUAUUACAAAAUAAUAAAUAUAUUUUUAUCACUCAUAAA